UUACGAUUUUAGCCAAUCACAUUGUCCCAGGUCACACACAGCAAAUGUACAGGAAGGAAAGAUGGCAGCCAGAAAUGGGAAAAAUGGUCUACUUGAGAAAUGGAGGAUUGAUGAGAAACCUGUGAAGAUUGACAAAUGGGAUGGUGCAGCUGUCAAGAAUUCUCUUGAUGAUGCAGCAAAGAAGGUCCUCUUGGAGAAGUAUGGUUAUGCAGAGAACUUCAAUCUCGUAGAUGGACGUCUCCUUAUUUGCACAAUCUCCUGCCUCUUCGCCAUCGUAGCUUUAAUUUGGGACUUCCUUUAUCCAUUCCCUGAGUCCAAGCCAGUCCUGGCAAUCUGUGUCAUAUCUUAUUUCAUAAUGAUGGGUAUUCUAACCUUAUAUACCUCUUACCAAGAAAAGAACAUCUUCCUUGUUUCUGUCCAGAAGGACCCCGCUGGCAUGGACCCUGACCACACUUGGCAGCUUUCAUCUAGUCUGAAAAGGUUUGAUGACCAGUACACACUAAGAGUGUCCUUCUCAGAUGGGAAGUCGAAACACACGCGGGUGCAAGAGAUCACGAAGUCUGUGGGGGCUUUCUUUGACGGGAACGGAACACUGGUCAUGGACCAGUUUGAAAAGUGUGUGUCAAAACUCCAUGAUACCUUGGCCACUGAAAAGAAGACAAAAUAAUAAUCAUUAGACAUAGCCUUCUUUACAAUGCUGCACCACACUGGCAGUAACUGCAGUAGAGCACACUGGUAUUGUACGGUCCUGGGUGCAUUUGAAUUAGUUAUUGGUUGUUAUAAAAGUCUGCACGCCAGCAUUUGUUGUCCAUUAUUUAAUUUGUCCAAUAAAUUUUGACUGUUGUGCAUACAUUUUUUUCUUCCUAUGUUUACCUUGAUACAAGUCUCAUCUAGACAUUGCUUUUAAGAACCCCUAAGACAACUCAAAACAAAGAUUAAUAAAAUAUUUCUUGCACCACUCAAGUUAUCUUCACCAUUGAAUGGUUGUUCUAAAAAUGAAGAUUAGUCCUUUUAUUGUUUAACUUCUCUUCCCCACAUUUUAUGCUGCCUUACAUAAUGUGUGCAGUGAAUGACCAGAUCAUUGUUGGAAAUGAUGUAAAAUACGUAUGUUUUUGUCCUGAAAGCCUUAUUCAAUGUAACUAGUGUAUUUUAAAAGCUUUGCAAUUCUACAUGUAUUUUUCUGUUUAUGGAUUUUGUUACUACAGUAUGUAGUUACCAUAAGGCUUUAAAGGGCAAAAGAAACGAUCUGAAAAGGGACUGUAUCCACACAUUUACUAGUGUCAUUACCAUUCCUCUCUUCAGUACAUGGUUUGUUGGAAGUGUUUUUUUUAAGUUGGAAUCCAUUUUGGUGAAACUGCCAAGUCCUUCUGCGAUAUUACAGCAACAAAUAUGUUACUUCGAAAGAAAAAAAAAUUCCCCUCCAGAUAUUGAACAUCAUUGCACGCAGAGAAGAACUGCAGAGUAUGUACUGCGAUUUUAUUUGUAUAUAACAGCGCCACUGGUAUAUAUAUGAUCGGUGGCGGUGUUUCACCUUUCGCGGCUCUCAGCAUUAAAGCACGGGUAAUUGUUUUGAUGUACAUGUUUUGUCAACGAUUUGGAAAUUAAAUAGUAUUGAUUAGUUAUCCUCACGUAGGAGUGCAUGACCAUUGGUUUUCAAUUUCCAGUCUCACAGAAUAUUGAAUACACAAGCACAUUUUUUUGGGACUUAUAUUGGUAAAGUUUCCUGGAUUCAGUUUAUUUCUCUGUAGUAUGACUUUAAAAGUGAGUGGUACAGAGACAUUGCCGUUUUUGUCCGUAGAUUUUUGGCUUUAGCAAACUUAUUGUACGUUCCUGUUCUUCAUAUAAGUUUAAAAUAAAGUUAGAAAGCAUUUUUA
Oncorhynchus masou masou (cherry salmon) is the source of this 1874-nucleotide messenger RNA. Its product is annotated as signal peptidase complex subunit 2. Gene Ontology annotation, biological process: protein targeting to ER. Bases 62 to 667 code for a protein of 201 amino acids. The record is from RefSeq and is a predicted model, not a curated record. Gene Ontology annotation, cellular component: membrane; signal peptidase complex. Lineage: Eukaryota; Metazoa; Chordata; Actinopteri; Salmoniformes; Salmonidae. The transcript is spliced from 5 exons.